ACAAGGGAUUUGUGGCGAGAGUGGACACAACCCUGUACAUAUCAUAUCAUAUAUCGUACUCUUUACCGUGACACAAACUGUGACAAUCGAUUUAGAUUGACUGGCAUAAACUAACUGGUGUUUAAUCUCUUGUCAUAUAUAACUCACUACCUUUAAUCGUUUAUAAUACAGAAACAGUAUGGCAGACAAUGCGAUGGACAACUCUGGCAGACUUGUGAAGAUGGAGGUGGAUUACAGCAGUACUUGCGAUACAAAAAUACCAGAAUGCAAGAAGCUUGCUUCUGAAGGGAAGCUACAUGAUGCUUUAGAUCAAUUGUUAGCUUUAGAGAAACUUACCAGAACUGGUGCUGAUAUGGUAUCGACAUCGAGACUUCUUGUAGCCAUAGUUGAAAUUUGCUUGGAGGCAAAGAAUUGGUCAGCGCUUAAUGAACACAUAAUCUUAUUGUCAAAAAGACGUUCUCAACUUAAACAGGCUGUUACAAAGAUGGUACAAGAAUGUUGUACUUAUGUAGACAAAAUGCCUAAUAAAGAAACUAUGGUAAAACUUAUUGAAACUCUUCGUUCAGUCACAGAAGGAAAGAUAUAUGUAGAAGUGGAAAGAGCAAGGCUCACUCACCGUUUAGCCAAAAUAAAAGAGGAAGAAGGAGACAUUGCAAGCGCUGCGGCUGUAAUGCUUGAAUUACAGGUGGAAACGUAUGGCAGUAUGUCACGUCGGGAGAAGGCUUCCCUUAUUUUGGAACAAAUGAGACUUUGUCUGGCAAAACAAGAUUUUAUGAGAACGCAAAUAAUAGCGAAAAAAAUUAAUGUUAAAUUUUUCACCGACGAAAAUGAUGAGGAAACCCAGGCUUUGAAAUUAAAAUAUUACGAUUUGAUGAUGGAGCUGGCUCGUCAUGAAGGUUGGCAUUUGGAAUUGUGUCGGCACAAUCGAGCAGUAUUAGAAACACCAGCAAUUCGAGACAAUUCAGAGAAAAGACAUACUGCACUUUCUCGAGCAGUUCUCUAUCUUGUACUCGCUCCGCACGAGCCUGAACAGGCUGAUUUGACUUAUAGAUUGCUCGCCGACAAACUGCUCGACGAAAUACCAACAUACAAAGAAUUAUUGCGUUUAUUUGUAAAUCCUGAAUUGAUAAAAUGGUCGGGAUUAUGCGAAAUUUAUGAAAGGGAUCUCAGAUCAACCGAAGUCUUUUCUUCUUCAACUGAGGAAGGACGCAAACGAUGGGCAGACUUGCGGAAUCGUGUUGUAGAACAUAAUAUCAGAAUCAUGGCCAAAUAUUAUACCAAGAUUACAUUAACUCGCAUGACUGAGUUACUUGAUCUCCCAACAGAAGAAACAGAAGCAUGUCUUUGCAAUUUAGUAGAAACUGGAGUAAUCAGUGCACGUACGGAUCGUCCAGCUGGUGUAGUUCGUUUUACUAGUACACAAGAACCAGCUGCUCUUUUAGAUACAUGGGCUGCAUCAUUAUCGAAACUGAUGGGCCUUGUGAAUCAUACCACCCAUUUAAUUCAUCAAGAAGAAAUGUUAGCUAUUGCGCAAUCUUAAUUGAUAUAUAUCAUAUAUUGAUGUAUAUUGUAUUUCUCACAUUAUAUAUUUUAUUCUCAUUCAACAUUAGCAUACUCUAUGUACAAUUUAUAAAUUUAUUAACGAAUCAACUAAUUACAUACAGUUAUUAUUUUGGAUCGUCAAAA
Molecule: messenger RNA, 1686 nt
Organism: Cataglyphis hispanica
Lineage: Eukaryota; Metazoa; Arthropoda; Insecta; Hymenoptera; Formicidae
Gene: Rpn5
Product: 26S proteasome non-ATPase regulatory subunit 12
Exons: 9
Coding region: 179-1540 (453 amino acids)
Cellular component (GO): cytoplasm; proteasome regulatory particle, lid subcomplex; nuclear proteasome complex
Source: RefSeq, a predicted model, not a curated record